Molecule: messenger RNA, 1579 nt
Organism: Planococcus citri (citrus mealybug)
Lineage: Eukaryota; Metazoa; Arthropoda; Insecta; Hemiptera; Pseudococcidae
Product: eukaryotic translation initiation factor 4 gamma 1-like
Exons: 8
Coding region: 302-1309 (335 amino acids)
Cellular component (GO): eukaryotic translation initiation factor 4F complex
Molecular function (GO): translation initiation factor activity; mRNA binding; protein binding
Source: RefSeq, a predicted model, not a curated record
GUAGUCCAAAUUUUCUAAUCAAAUAACACAGUGAUAACAAAAUCAAAACAAAAUAAAGAGUUCAUUGUUCAUUUCAUUUUUUAUAAAACUGCAAAUUAUCUGUUGCUUUUGAAAACUAGAAUCGAUUUUAUUAUUAAUUAUUAAUAUGCUUUCAUAAGACUGGAAACAGCGUGCCCUGUGAAUAAAGAGUAAUAUUACAUCGAUUCUUCGGCUCAGUAAUCCAUCCCAAUGAACUGAACUGAACGAACACCUCUUAGCUCUGUAAACCUGUGCUGAGAAUUUAAGAUAUUUCCAAUUCGCGAUGGGCGAAACAAAACUUCCUCCUAAAGUUUGUGAUGCUAAAAACGAAGCUCAAAAUCAAAAUACCACCGUACUUGAACCUCAAUACGAAGUAUGGAAACCAGAUCGAUUGAAUCGAGCACUUUCUGAGUUGAACAACGAUGAUAAAAAAACCUUGUUCCUUUACAGGACUAUCAACAGUAUAUUCAAUAAAGUAACACCGGAAAAUUUCUACAAGUUGGAAGAUAAAGUGAAAAAUUUAUCAAUUGAUACACCGACGAGGAUGCAAGGAGUAAUAGAUAUCAUUCAUAAAAAAGUUAUAAACGAAUGGAAAUUUCGUUCCUUAUACGCUAAAUUAUGCAACCUGAUGCGAAACAUACAAAUUCUUAAUAAAGAAGGAGCUGCUCAAUCGUUCGGUCAGUUAUUAAUAGCAAAAUGUGAAACUCAUUUCGAUAAAAGCUUCGAUAAAGAUUUAGAAUUCAACAAACGAAGACGUGAGAUUGAUUCUUGUACUGAUCGAGAAACGAGGAAAUUCUUAAAAAGAGAAUAUGACUUGGAAGAAAGUCAGGUUAGAAAACAAUCAGUAGAAAAUUGCCACUUUAUUGGAGAAUUAUUCAAAUUGGACAUGAUCCAUUCCAAUAGAAUAUUUCAAAUACUAGACAGGCUUUUUGAAUCUGGAAGAAACAUGUGUAUCGAAUGUAUCUGCGCGAUAAUAACAAAUAUUGGUGAAUUUUACGAAAAAAAUGUUGAAAAUUUUCCCGAAGAAUACUUCGAGAAAAUUAAUGUGUUACUGGCGCAGCAAGGAUUGAAGCCUCGGAUUCGAUGUUUAUUACAAAAUGUCUUGGAUUUGAGGAAUAAUUCUUGGUGCCCUAGAUUGAAGCUCGAGUUACCCAAGACUUUAGAACAAAUCGAACAGGAUUUAUUGGAUGAAGAAAAUUCAUCGGAACAACUUGGAUCCAAAAAUCGAGUCAAAAGCUCCAAGAAAUCGAAAAAGAAAAGAAAUAAAUUUAACAAGGGUACUUCUAGAUGAAGCACUCAGCAGCAUUUAUGAUGUUUCCUGUGAUCGUAUUUUAGAAUAUCUAUGAUUAUGUAAGAUCCGAAUUAUUCGCUGAUAUACUUUACUUCCAUCGUAAUAAUUUCACUUUAAUGCUGAAAAAAAUGUGUAAAAUGGUAUUGUUGAGAAAUUUACGUUUUGAUGAACGUCAAUGAUUUUUCUGUUAUUUUAAAAAUAAUUUGUGAUACAAAAUGUAAGUAUUUCUUGUUACAUUAUUUCGAAAUAAAUGAAUGAUCGCCUGUUUAA